AUGGCCAUCUUCCCAUUGACCAGAUACACAACCCACAUGGGCGCAUCGGGUCUGACGCUCAAUUUCCUCGUCGCAGGCAUUGCGACAUGUGCAUUUUGGCUUUUCGGCUACGACAUGAGUGUUAUGGGCGGUCUCAUUACGGAGGAGUCCUUCACAUCUGUUUUUCCCGCGAUGAACAACGCCAACGUCCAGGGCAUCGUUAUCGCCUCUUUUGAACUUGGUGCGCUUGUCGGUGCCCUCGCCUGCUUGGACCUUGGCGAUCGCCUCGGUCGUCGUCUGACCGUUUGGUUCGGCAUGCUCUUUAUGUUGAUCGGCGGCACGCUACAGACCAGUGCCUGGGCUAUAUCUCAGUUGGUACUGGGUCGCGUUCUCAGUGGCAUCGGGCUCGGUUUACAGGUAGCCACGGUGCCGUCAUGGCAGUCUGAGUGUGCGAAAGCGCAUAGUCGCGGGCGUUGGGUCAUGAUUGAGGGUGGUUUACAGACAUUCGGCGUUGCUUGUGGCCAGCUCGUUGGUUAUGGCUUCUUCUUUGUAAAGGGUCAAGCGCAAUGGCGUGCACCCGUCGGCAUCCAGCUCUUCCCGGCCUUGAUCGUCUUUAUAUUCAUUAAUUUUCUUCCCGAGUCCCCUCGCUGGUUGAUCAAACACGGUCGGGUUGAAGAGGGCACAUACAACCUGUCAAAGCUUCGAAACCUGGCCGUCGAUCACCCGGAGCUGGUCUUUGAACGCGACGCAAUCAUCACCUCUUUCGAAGCGCAGAGUGAACUCGCUCCGUUCUCCUUCAGAGAAAUGCUGGACAACGGAAAGACCAAGACGUUCCAUCGCGUCGCCAUUGGAUUCUUCAUGCAAGCUGCGCAACAAUUAUCCGGAAUCAACUUGGUAUCGACGUACGCCAACAAGAUUCUGCAGGAGUCGUUCGGCCUGGGUGCCAGCACAUCACACCUCAUCGCUGCCAUGGGAGGUCUGGAGUAUGCUCUAUGCUCCCUUCUAUCCGUGUUCCUCGUGGAAGGCCUUGGACGCCGUCGAGCCUUUCUKUGGACUACGAUCGGCAUGUCCUGCUGCUUUGCCGUGAUCGCUGGACUCCAAAGCAUGGAUUCGCGCACCUGCCAACUGGUCGCUGCUGGAUUUCUGUUUCUCUUCAAUACCUUUUUCGGCCUUGCCUGGGUUGGAGGACCGUUUUUGUACAGCGCCGAGAUUGCACCGCUGCGAUGCCGCGCGCAGGCUAACGCCUUUGCCAGCGCUGGCAACUGGUUGUUUUGCUUCGUGGUGGUCAUGAUUAUCCCACCUGCUUUCCAGAAUAUCGGCUGGAAAACGGCAAGUCUUCUUCUUUGUGCCACUGUGGGCCCGUUGGUCAUCUAA
Molecule: messenger RNA, 1353 nt
Organism: Aspergillus viridinutans
Lineage: Eukaryota; Fungi; Ascomycota; Eurotiomycetes; Eurotiales; Aspergillaceae
Product: putative MFS monosaccharide transporter
Exons: 4
Coding region: 1-1353 (450 amino acids)
Biological process (GO): transmembrane transport; carbohydrate transport
Cellular component (GO): membrane
Molecular function (GO): carbohydrate:proton symporter activity
Source: RefSeq, a predicted model, not a curated record